CUCCGGCAUGUAGCGCAGCGACGGCAGCAGACAAAGUGACUGGACGCGCAGCCAGUUACAGAGCGCUGCCCCGGCUGCUACGGGAGGAGGGAGGCUGGGUGGGAGCGAGUGCGCAGGCGCGGCUGUGGGAGCGCUGUGCAGUGUCCGGGCUGCGGCGGCGGGUGAGUGAUACGCUCGGAGAUACAGUGUAGCAGCAGCAACAAGUGCUGUAGAGCCCAUUGUGUGCUCCCUCUGCGCGGAUGCUGGAGCCUCAGGCCUGGAGCUACCAUAUGCCGCCGUGUGCUGUGAGGAGAGAGGGCUGCGCUGCCGGGGAAUGAUCCUGUCCUUGCACACACUUGUUGCUGGAUAAGCUGCAGGAGAUAUUUAAAUAUUUAAGAAUUAUCCUUUACUGUGCUUCCAACACAGAACAGUAUCCUGGGACAUGAAACUUAAUCCACAGCAAGCUCCAUUAUAUGGUGACUGUGUCCUCACAGUGCGUCUCACCGAACAAUCAGAGCUGGAAGAUGAUGUUGUAUUUUACCUGCUGUUUGCUGGUUCCACUCUGAAACACUUAACAAGUACUCGGAAAAUCAACUCUGCAACCCUAGAAACGGUCACCCCAGGUCACGACUGCUGCGAGCGAGUAAAAGUCUCCCUUUGUGCUUCUAAGAAAGGUUCAUCUGUGGUAGUAGCAGUGGAUAACUUUGAGUUCAUCCAGGACGAAGCAUACGAUUCAGCUCAGUUUUUAGCAGCCAAUGCUGGUAAUCAGCAAGCCUUGAUAUUUGCACGGUUCUUGGAUAGUUCAAGACCAUCUCCCGGGGAUGCGUCCAUUCUGGAUGAAAAGAUCACGUUGGCUUUUCGACACCUGCGGUUGCCUAAUGGAUGGAAUGUUCUAGGUGAAGAGCAAGAAAGAAAGGAUGGCCACCUGCAGGAGACGUUGAUGCACUUUGCUGCAAGGCUCGGCCUUUGUCGAUUGUCAAGAUUUCUUCUGGAGCAGCCAGGAGGGAAAACCGCGUUAGCUAUUCCCAACAGAGGAGGUGCGACACCUAUAAGCCUGGCCUUGGAACGGGGCUUCUGGAAAUUGCACCAACUAUUGACAGAAGCGGAUCCCAAAAAAAUAGACUUUCCUAGUGAACCCUCUCAUGGUGAGCAUUCAGGCAACUUCGUUUUGAAACACCAUUGUGGAUUGGAUGUUUACACUCUGACCGAGAAAUCACAAGGGGAGGCUCAUAUGAACAUGGAGAGCAAUAUUGAACAGCUAAAGCAAUAUAUCCAGAGACAUUCCGAUUGUCUGGGCUCAAAUGUUAACACAGAACAGGAACCAGCGUUUGAAGUGACUGCUGAUUUAUGUCACCAGGAUGUAGAGAAACCCGACACUGAUAAACCUCUGGACUCUCAGGCUGACUUACAUAGCAACUCUGACUGCAGAGAUGAGCCUACAGUGACCCCAUUCAGGGAGGAGGGCUGCCUGGGUGACAGGGUCGAGGAGCUUUGCCUUAAAUAUAACAGUGAGGUGGAAACUGUGGGUGUGGAUGUUGUGAGUAAAAGUAAUGAUGUAGACACAAAAGAGGAAAAGGAGGGGAAAGAGCUUAUUGUAGAGGCACAGAAUACACUCGUUACAAACCAGCAGAUGCAAAGCUGUUCCACGGAUGCGCAGGCUGCCGAAACGCUUCUGUGCGGUGGAAAUCUAAAUGCGGAAACUGGAAUGAACUCAACUGGAAUUGUUUUGGACCACAAAGGCCUGUGUAUGAGAGAUAAUACGGGUGAGGAAAUGAUAACUGCUACAGAGAGAACGACUGCAGACGUUGCACUUACGGAAGCUCCAGACAAAGCCACUGAUCUCACCCAACACGUCAGUGGGGAAAUGGGGCAGGCUAUGUAUUGUUACUGUACUAGUGCAGCAAGCGCCAUUGAAACACCGUGUCAUGCAGGCAAUAGUGAACAGGAAACUGGUUUAAUAGCACCCUUAGUUAAUGACAGUCACCCUGUUGAUGCAAACAGUAACCACUUGAGUCCAGAAGUGCUUAGUUUACGCCUUCUAGCUGAAGCAGCGCUGUGUGACGUGGAAUCGGGACAGCCACGCGGUUUGGGCUGCAGUGAAAAACUGGACUCUAAACAAAGUAAACUAAGUGAGAUAACCGCAGAAGACAAAAGUUUUAAAGAGCUUGCUGACCAUUUAAUACUAACUGCUGGUGAAAAAAACCCAGUCAUGGAGGUGGACAAAUGUAUUGAUAGUGUUUUGCAGUUAGUAAAAGGAAGUGAAACCCAACUUCCCCCAGUUUCUGAAAAUGUGAUUACAACAGCGGUCAGUGCAAGCCAGAAAGAAUCUGAAGUAAUCACUAGUGAGAAUGCAGCUGUUACACAGAGAGACUGCACAGAGACCUCUGUCAGUACAGACAGCAAAGUACAAACUGAUGCGCUGUCUAUACCUGUUAGUGCAGAAGACACUCCUCACAUACACAGUGCAGUGGUGUCCCCUGGGGCUACGUUAGGAAAUGUGAUAGGUGAAAAUAGAAUAACAACAGAAAUACCAAUUAAUACUUGCUCUGAAAAUGCACAGUCCACAGAGCCUCUCUUAUUGCCUUGUCAGAAUGAAAUGGAAAAUAUAGAUUAUGAGACAGCCACUGAUUCUCUAGCAGGAUACAAUGCAAACAAGCAAACUGUGCAUCUCCCGCCUAUUGAGCCUAGCAUGGAAGCGUGCAUUGCCGAAUUGAUUGAGUCAAUAAUCCAAGCAGCACUUGCUGUUACUGCCAAUGUACAGCAGCAGAUCUCAGGUACUGGUGACCAGCUUCCACCUGCUGGACAAACAGAACCACUGCAUAAGGAUAAAGAAAUAGCACUGUGUGCUGAAGGCACGUUGAAUAAAGACUCUGACACUCCCUCUCUGUUAAAUGAUCAUGAUUGCCUGAAAAACCAGGAAGUAUUAACAGAGGAAUCAGUUCUCAGUAAUGCAAGUACUGAAAUGCAGGAGGCUGCUGUGACUACAACUUGCCAGCCAAACACACUCCCGGGUUCUGAGCUGCCCCUGAUCACUGACGCAAUAGACGGUGGACGCAGUUUGAUGCAUGGAGAAACAGAUAACCAAGCUCUACAAGAAGAUAUUGUGAGUCUGCCAAUUUUGGAUCAGUGUGCUAAACCAAACACUGGUGAUGGGGAAUGCAGCCUGCAACUGGAGGAACAAGAGGUAAAACUUGUCAAAGAUCCUAAAGAGAUUGCAACACUUGAUAACCUAACUGAGCAGAAACAUUCUGUGGGUUCAGUCUGUGAAGGCGACACAAAAGUCAUGGUUGAAAAGGAAACUCUGGAAACUUCCCCACAAGACAUGUUGGAUACAGAAACAUUAAGUGUUGUUGCUUGUGAUAAGGAGGAGCCCGAGGAGGUUGUCAAGGAGUCAAAUGUAGAGUAUGACAUAGGUGAUGAUGAUUCUGAAGUGCUAAAAGUCUCCAGAGCAUCGCUCCAUCCUAUAGCAGAGGAGUCAUUAGCCAAUGGUGACUCCAGUUCUGACACUGCAUCAACAAGCAGUGAGAGUUCCUCUGCCCUUAGUGAUUCAGAGAAGUCUGUUGGAGCAGAUGACGAGGAUGCUAGGAAAGCACUGGAUCCAUUUUCGCAUGCAGUUGAUUGCCUCUGUGACGAUGAAGAGGCUGCUGCACUUGACAGUGCAUUAAUGGGCUUUAAUGGAGCAUUAUCUAUGGAGGAGUCAGUGACUGCAGUUUCUGGGGUAAUGUUGAGCGAAAGCGCUCAGCCUCCCAGUGUCCAGCGGUCAGAGUCCUUUCACAAUAAAGAGGAUUAUGUGCAGGAUGCAGGUGACGGCUCUCAUGUGCUGAAAGAGGAAGACUCUGGUUUGGAUUUAUCUGUAAACUUGGAGGAGACACUAUGCCCCAGCCUAUCUGACACCGAGAUCGUCUCAGCAGAAAGUCUUGAUGGGAAAGCUGAAGAUGAAGUGGAUUUUGUGAUGCGUUCACACUUGAGCUCCUGUACACAAAUGAUUAAUAGAGAGAGUUGCUGUUCCAUAACCCCAUGCCCACAUCCAGGCUUCUUUGAAUCGAAGCAGCCAAACGACUCUAAAGGGUGUGAGCAGUUUCUGGAGGAUGCACUGGACACUGAGCACUCAUCUCCACAAACACUGAAAAGGGAAUCUGCCGGUGACACUGACAUGUGUUACAUGCCCCCAGAAGUACUGGAUGAAAUGGUGUUCACAAAGCUUGAAGAGGAACAAUCUUUGUGUGAUGCUACCAGCUCUGGUUCAGAUGACACUACUUCUCUAGAGAGGACAUCGUCCCAUGGAAGCGACAUCUCCAUUCCUCGUAACGUGAAAAAGCACAGAGAACGGCACAGCUUGGACAGCAGUUGUAGCAGCACGGUGACUGCAUCUGUAGAGGAGAGGGAGUGCGAGAACUCUAUAGUGUCCGAGGUUGAAGGAGAGGAGAUGGACAAUAUUACAGAAGUGUCUCCACACACCACUCGGUCGAAGAGUGCCAUUCGCUCUCUUUCUCCUUUCCGGAGGCAUAGCUGGGAGCCAGGAAAGCCUAGCAGCAAUGAUGCUGAAAUCAACCGCAGGAGUUCAUUGCGAGUUCUGGGGGAUGUUAUAAGGAAGCCAACAGCUCAUAGAAGAAGUAUGAGCUGGUGUCCAUCAGAUGUACAAUUCACUUCUAUGGGUGGUGCCUUUAAUUAUAGAAGUUACAGCUUGGAGGGCCUUGCUGCCGAUGUGGAUAAUGAGAAAAACCCAGCUACCACUUGUAACUCCUCCUCUGCUGCUGACUCUAGCAAGAGAACUGGAAGAUCAACAUACGAAGGAGAGGACCGUGGGUCCUUGAUUUCCCUGACAGAAGAGGAGCAAGAACCUGAUCAGAGGAAGCACAGAUCUAAACUUGAGACUGGAGGUGGAAAUACUCACUUUCGGGGAUUUGUUUACUCCGGUUCAGUUUCUGCUCCUCACUUAUCAAAGUCUAUGUCGCUUACAGCAAUAGCCAACCCACUUGUGGACAUCCAGGGCCGGACGCGACCAAAGAGGCGAAUCUCCUUCUCCUUCAGCAUCUCUCCGCUUAUUCCUAAGUCUAAGCAUGUCUUUUCUAUUGGCUCCUCGUCCAGCGAGGAUGAGUCAGAUUGCUCACGGUCCUUAAAUAUUACCAGCAACUCUCUGGCUCUGAGCAUAUCUGAGGAAGGCUGCAACCACUUGCCUCCAAGUCCCUCUCGGAAAGACUCUGAAGGAAAAGGUGGGACGAAAGUGAGCCGCACCUUCAGCUACCUCAAGCAUAAAAUGUCCAGCAGCAAGAAAACCAAGGAAAAGGAGAAAGAGAAAGAUAAGCCUAAAGAAAAAGAAAAGGACCCAAAAGAAAAAGACAAGGAUAAGAAGACAGUCAAUGGACAUCUGUUUAGCUCUACGCCAGUGGUCGGUCCCAUUACCUGCAGCAACUGUACCAAGACCUUCACCAAUAAAGAUGGAUAUCUUUGUGCAAAUUGUAACUCAAUUGUGCAUAAAUGCUGUAGAGAGAGCUUCACUCCCUGUGCAAAGGUCAAAAUGAAGCAACAAAGGGUUCUCCAGCCCCAUGAUACCUCUUCGCUACCUGCAGUCAUCCUGAGAAAUAAAGGUCCCCAACCAAAGGAGCGGCCUCGCUCGGCGAUUGUGGGGGCAGAUGAGAACACCUUCACGUCGCUCAGCUUCAACAGCAGAAGACCGCAGACAGCACUUUCUAUUUCCAAAAGUAUCUCUACACAGAACAUUGCAGGGAUUGGAUGUGAUGAAAAUCUUCUGGGCACAUGGAAAGUUUUGUCUCAGUCUACAGACUCUUUGCACAAGAUCAGCAAGGUCAACGAGUCUAUGGAGUCUCUUAUUGAUGAAGGCACUGAAAUGAGUGAGGGGCAGCUCAUGGAGGAGUUUGAGACAGAGUCCAGGCAGCUGGAGGCAGAGUCCUGGAGCCAAGCCGUGGACAGCAAGUUUCUUAAGCUGCAGAAGAAAGAGGUGGUGAAACGCCAGGAUGUCAUAUAUGAACUGAUGCAGACAGAAAUGCACCACGUCCGGACUCUGAAAAUCAUGAGUGAUGUCUACAGUCGUGGAAUGUUGACCGAGCUUCAGUUUGAGCAGCAGGUCCUAGAGAAGAUCUUUCCAUGCAUGGAAGAUUUGCUGAACAUCCACACUCAGUUUUUCCAACGAAUUCUAGAAAGGAAGAAAGAAUCGAUGGCUGAAAAAAGUGAGAAGAACUUUGUCAUCAAAAGAAUUGGGGAUGUUCUCGUACACCAGUUUUCUGGAGAAAACGCUGAGCGUAUGAAGAAAACGUACGGAAAAUUCUGUGGCCACCACAACGAUGCAGUGAAUUAUUUCAAGGACCUACUAUCUAAGGAUAAGAGGUUUCAGGCCUUUAUAAAGAAAAAGAGAAGUAGUGCAGUAGUCAGGCGGCUUGGGAUCCCAGAAUGUAUAUUAUUAGUUACUCAAAGGAUUACAAAGUAUCCAGUACUUUUACAAAGAAUACUGCAGUAUACAAAAGAGAACGAGAUAGAGCAUCAGGAGGUGGAGCAGGCUCUAAACUUGGUAAAGCAUGUUAUAACCGAAGUGAACAACAAGGUCAAUAAUUAUGAGAAGAAGAAACGUCUCAAUGAGAUCUACAAUAAGACAGACAGUAAGUCUAUACAACGGAUGAAGAGUGGCCAGAUGUUUGCAAAGGAGGACCUAAAACGAAGGAAAUUGGUGCGUGAUGGCUGUGUGUUGUUGAGGUCCAGUUCAACCAGUCGAUCAAAGGAGGUGAUGGCUGUUCUUAUGUCUGACAUUUUGGUCUUCCUACAAGAAAAGGACCAGAAAUAUAUGUUUGCAUCACUGGAGCAAAAAUCAACAGUGAUUUCCUUGAAGAAGCUGAUUGUGAGGGAAGUGGCUCAUGAUGAGAAGGGACUGUUCCUGAUCAGCAUGGGAGGAAAAGUCCCUGAAAUGGUGGAAGUACUUGCAAGUAGUAAGGACGAACGCAACAGCUGGAUUCUAACUAUCCAGAAGACGAUGGGUGGAAUAGACAAAGAUGAAGAUGAGGGUGUUCCAAGUGAAUCAGAAGAAGAAAAGAGAAACUGGGACACAAAAGCCAGAGAGCUAAAAGAGCAACUUACACAAAAGGAUGAACAGAUCAUUUCUUUACUUGAAGAAAAACAGAAGAUUUUCCAAACACUGACAGACUGUGGUACCAGUGAGGGGAACUCUUCAGCUGUGCCAGGAAGAAGCCUAUUCCGAGCAAACACAGCAGAAGCUCCUCUAGGAGAGUCUGUUGUGAAAAAUGCAAUAAGAGAGGUUGAAACACUUCAAGUUCUGGUAAACCGGAAUCUGUGGAGCAGUGUGGUGCAGCAGGUUCCUAGUCCUACAGACCUGGAGCCUGCCGUGGGGCCAAUUUCUCUCCCUCGAAGAGCAGAAACUUUUGGAGGGUUUGACAGCCAUCAGCUUAACGCUUCUAAAAGUGGAGAGAAAGAGGAGGGAGAAGACGCACAAGAUCUGCGCAGGACAGAAUCUGACGGUGUUCUGAAAAAGGGAGUAUGUCCAAGUGGUGUGUUUAAGAGAAAUGGCGAGCAAGUUCUUCAGAGCGUCGCUAGUCUUCAUAAGCUCCUGACAUCUUUGCAGAUUGUGGUGGUUCAGCAAGACACAUUUAUCGAGGAUCAGAAGCUGCGAGCCCUCACACGCACGUCUUCAAGACCAAACUCCCUAAUUGAGCAAGAGAAGCAUCGUAACUUAGAGAAACAGCGUCAAGAGCUCGCCGAACUGCAGAAGCAGCAGGCGCAGCACCAAGAGGAGAAGCGUAGAAGAGAGCGGGAGUGGGAAGCCAGGGAAAAGGAGCUGGCACAGCGGGAAACUCGACUUGGGCAGAGGGAAGAGACUGCAAACAAAAGUCUCCAGGAAUUAGAACAAGAGAAGGUUGAGCUGCAGAACAGAAAGGAUGAAUAUCAGCAUGAUCUGGAGCGGCUGAGAGCGGCACAAAAACAGCUAGAGAAGGAGCGAGAACAGCUGAAGAAAGAUAUGGAGACUGUGUCUGAGAAAGGUCAAAAAUCGGACCGUAAACAGAUUUUGGGUCAGCAUGAUAAGCUGAGCAGGGUGUCAUCACUCACUGUGGGCACGGACUCUUCAGCAAAAUGGUAUAAUUCUAGUGCACCAAAACAAGAGCACUUGGAGUCAGAACUGUCUGCUUCACCAAAAAAGGACAGCUUGUUACGGACAGAUAGUAAGCAGAAAGUAAAAGGCCACUUCAAUCUGCUUGGGAGCCAGAGUAAUAAAUCAGUGGAGGGACCUGCCCCCAAUCGCCUCUUUAAUUUAUCAAAACCAAAGGAAAAAAAGGAGAAAAAGAAGAAGGGUAAAGGGAGCCGUUCCCCAACCUCAGACUCUUUUCCUGUAGGAGGACCGACCCAAGAGGAAGAGAUCUUCUGCUGAUAACCAUGUUUUAUAAAGGACAACUGUACACACACAUUACUGUACACUCUCCGUUCUCAUUCCACACAGCAACAUCCACACCAUAAAGCCUGGAUGUGUUACAGGAGGAAAUGUGACUUGUUACUGCUCAUCUUACACGUUUUACAGAGGAUUGCAGCACUGCUCACUGUCAACUCCCAUUGUUUGGUGUUUGAUAAAAAUACCCCUUUCCCUCUUUAUCCCCACUACUGUUGUGUAACAGCCUGCCAUACUUCAGGAGACUUCCCCAUAUAGAAUAAUGGGAUGGUGAACCCAGGAGAAAGUAACCAGGAUGCAUACCUUCUACCAAUCAAUAACUCUUAAGGGCUUAAAAUGAUGUGUCUGGGGCCUUCAAUAUCAUUUAGUACACUGCAGCAACAUAAUCUCAUGUACUAUAACAACUGUCUGAAGAGUUUUUCCCUGCGCCAGCACCAUUGACAAUGAAGCUAUUACUAUUAUCUAAAAAUUCCACUUACAUCUCUAUGUUACCACCUGUUAAAUUCACAAUACUUUGUUACUCCUAUAGUUUGCAGGUUAUCACCAAUAAUCUUAACAGAUUGAGGAUUGCUUUUUUUUUUUUCCCCAACAAGAAAGAUAUGGUAGAUGGAAGUGUUUAAUGAAGUAGGUCAUUACAUUUAGACUAGAUAUAAAUUUAUCCAGAACUUAAAUUAUUUAAAAGAAAAAUGUUAUAAUUUUCACAGUGCUCAGUAAGGAUGUAAAAUUUUUCCCAUUAUUUUCUUGCACCAGUUUGUGCUUAGCACAACUCCGCAAGGCAUCCUGUGGUAAUUAUCUUAUUGGCCACAAGAGGGCAAACUAUGCUUUCUGUCAGGAGAGUUACAGCUGGUUCUGUUCCAAGGUUGUCUUGUGACCACAGCAAUGUUUUCAUCUGUACAGAGAUGUUUUUGUUGUGAAAAACAACCGCAUCAAAGUAUUUUGUUUUCUUUCUAUCCCCUCUAUAAUUUCAGUUAACUUGCAACAUCAUUAUCAAACCCCCUGCCUUAAUUUAUAUAUAUAUAUAUAUAUUUGGAUGGGUUCUUUGAUGAUGUAGUUUUACAGUAAACACCCAGUUGGGCUACAGACACAUUUCUCCCAGUCAUUUCUCCACUAUUUUGUACGACGCACCUUGGGUGUGUUUUCUACUGUUGGGCUGCCAAAAUAAAACUAAGCGUCCCUGACUUUGUUACUGUAUUACAAUUUGUUACUGAGACCAUCUACCUUUCCAAGUAGAUGGAUUUGUUAGAUGGUUGAGUUGAGUCUUUUCUGUAGCAGUCAUUGUGAUACAAUCUCACAAGUUUCUAGAGUUCAUUAAGCAUUUUGGAAUGUUUGCCCCAAGAUACAUGUGAUACAACUGGCCUGAUUAGCUGCUAAUGUGGACCGUGCAGAUGUGGUAGCUGUAAAAUGGCAGUGGAUGCACAAUUUCCCUGAACUGUUUUUUUUUAAUGUUAUAUCCUUACACUCUUCUGACUUCUAAAUAAUAUAGUAGCAAAAUUAUUUUUAAUGGUAAAAAUAAACCUUUUAAAUAAGUGCCUGGGGGAGGGACAUUACGUAAAUAUAGCCCAAUCUAUAUCUAUCACACGAUGUCACAGUUUCCAAACACUCUCCAAAAUGAGGGUACUGUAUAUGGGUAAAAUAGCUAUUUCAGCUAUGAGUGACAGAUGGAAUAUGGGAAACAGUAAUUGGGAAAUACAAAUGUCAAUGAAUCCUUCACAAAUCCCUCACGGUAUAAUGCCACAAUGCACUUUAUAAGCAGCCAUCUCCGUAAUGGCUCAAUUUGUAAGAAAUAAAGACAAUCGGCAAUGUCCAGUAACAUACUGUUGGUACAUAAAGUCAGUGAGGUGUAUACUCUCCAUGACUGAAUCAGUAGUGCAGGCAAUGUAUAUUCUGUAUCACUGACUCUAGAGUGUAGGAUGUGCAUACGCUCCAUGAUUGAUUGCAGUAGGUAACUUCUACACUGGUCCACUUCUCCGCUUUUUACACUGCUUGAUACAUCAACACUUAAGUCUGUAGUGCAGGUUAUCUAUUCUGUGCUUAACUAAGGGGUUUAUGUAUUAAGCAGUGGAGAGAGAGACAGUACCAGCCAACCAGCUCCUAUAAUUUUUUCAAACCCAGUCUGUAACAUGACAGGAGCUGACUGACUGGUACUUGAUCUUCCCCCACUUUUAUCUCUCUCUCUUUCCCUAAAGCUUAGGAUAUAGUCUUCUAAAUCUAUAGUGUAGUGCAGGAGGCGUAUGCUGCGUGUGACUGAAUCUGUAGUGUUAGAGGCGUAUGAGGCAUAUGACUGAAUCUGUAGUGUAGGAGGCGUAUGUCUGAAUCUGUAGUGCAGGAGGUGUAUGCCUGAAUCUGUAGUGCAGGAGGUACAGUAUAUGCUGCAUAUGACUGAAUCUGUAGUGCUGGAGGUGUAUGCUGCGCAUGGCUGAAUCUGUAGUGCAGGAGGUACAGUAUAUGCUGCAUAUGACUGAAUCUGUAGUGCUGGAGGUGUAUGCUGCGCAUGGCUGAAUCUGUAGUGCAGGAGGCGUAUGCCUGAAUCUGUAGUGCAGGAGGUGUAUGCUGCGCAUGGCUGAAUCUGUAGUGCAGGAGGCGUAUGCCUGAAUCUGUAGUGCAGGAGGUGUAUGCUGCGCAUGACUGAAUCUGUAGUGCAGGAGGUAUAUGCCUGAAUCUGUAGUGCAGGAGGUACAGUAUAUGCUGCAUAUGACAAUCUGUAGUGCUGGAGGUGUAUGCUGCACAUGACUGAAUCUGUAGUGCAGGAGGUGUAUGCUGUGCAUGACUGAAUCUGUUGUGCCAGAGGUGUAUGCCUGAAUCUGUAGUGCAGGAGGUGUACAGUAUAUGCUGCAUAUAACUGAAUCUGUAGUGCAGGAGGUAUAUGAUGCGCAUGACUGAAUCUGUAGUGCAGGAGGUAUAUGAUGCGCAUGGCUGAAUCUAGUACAGGAGGUGUAUGCUGUGCAUGACUGAAUCUGUAGUGAGGGAGGCAUAUGCUGCACAUGACUGAAUCUGUUGUGUCAGAGGUGUAUGCCUGAAUCUGUAGUGCUGGAGGUGUACAGUAUAUGCUGCAUAUGACUGAAUCUGUAGUGCAGGAGGUGUACAGUAUAUGCUGCAUAUGACUGAAUCUGUAGUGCAGGAGGUAUAUGAUGCGCAUGGCUGAAUCUAGUACAGGAGGUGUAUGCUGCGCAUGACUGAAUCUGUAGUGCUGGAGGUGUAUGCUGCACAUGACUGAAUCUGUACUACAGGAGGUGUAUGUUGCGCAUGACUGAAUCUGUAGUGCCAUAGGUGCUCUGCAUGACUAGAUCCAUAGUUCAGGAGGUGUAUAUUCUUUGUGACAGAGUCCUAGUGUACAGUACUAUCCCCUAUUGCUUCCCACAGGGACUGUACCACUCGAUAAGCUGGUUUCUCACUUGUAUUUUUCAAUAUACUCACUUGUAGCUAUGUUAGUAAUUUGGGCUAGCAGCUAUAAUGUAAGUUGGAUCUUUGAAGAAAAUUGCUAAUAUUUUAUUAAUUGUCAUGAAAACUAUUCUGUACAUAUGUAAGGGUUACACUGAGAAGCCAAAUAUCCCCGGCCACUGAGAAUCUGUUUCCCAUUUAAUGUGUUGUAUAGUAAAGUGCACGUUGUAUUUUCGUGUCCAGUAAUGUGUUGUAAGCAGUAUUUUGCCAUUAUAGGUUUGUUCCUGUUUCACAAGAAUACAAACCUAUUGAAGAUCAGAACUCGCUGAUCAUAGACUGUAUAGAGCAGGAUUGGGUCACAACCUGAUAAUAAUGUACCGUCUACAUGCUUUAUGUUGGGUUUAAGCACCUUUCUUGAAGCUUUAAUUGAAUCAUAUGAAUUAUUGCUGCUUGAGACCUCAUCCCAGUUGCUUUCUAAAAAAUGAAAGAGCACUUAUUGUGUUGAGUGUGGUCUAAUCUCACAGAAACUGUAUUCGAUAUCCUGUGUAACAAACAGGCAGCUGAAGCCUGUGAGUAAGUGUUUAUUUUCCUUGACUGCCAAGGUAACUGCAAUGCAAAUAUAAAUUUAUUCACUUUUUAUUUUCAAGUUACAAAGUUACAAUUUAUUAUAGGUUAUUAAUGUUAUUUCUUCUGUUGGGCUUUUCAGCAGAGAAUAAAACUUUUUUUUUUUUUUUUUUUUCAAAAGAGAUGAACAAUUACCCUUAACAUUCCUUCUCCACCCACUCUGGAUAUAACGCCUGCUGGACAGGCCGGAGAGAAGCGCCAACCCUUCUAACAUAACCCUAUUUCUUCUCAAAUCACGCUUUUCCUUUCCCGUUUGUAUAUCGCUAAUCUUUGUAAGACAGGAUGAAAUGGUUUGUCUCUCAGCUUAUUCAAAUAAUGAUAUUAUGCCAACGGAAAAGGGCAGUGUCUGGCAAGGUCUGGUUAUCUUGAAUAUAUCUAACUAUAAUAUGACACAAUCUUACCCUUUGAUAAUAUGGCUCAAUUGUGCCCUUUUGGUCUUCAGUACUGAUUGGUUAGUCAUGGCUUCCAGAAUUUAGGUUGAUCACUUAAGCAUCACAUUGCAUCCAUGUUCAGGCCAAAUUAAGUCACAUGUCCUAAAUGUAAUAUGUCCAAUGUUAAAUUUGUGUUUCCGUUUUCAUCUGGACUAUGACCAUUGGUGACUGUACUCUACUUAACACCUUAGCUCUCAAAAUGAAUCAGUGGUAGCAAUAAAGUUCUGAGAGAAAUUCAUAGCCGAAUAUUUUGCUUAAAAGAACAUUUCAUAAAUUCAAUACCUGAUUUGCCCUUGUGAAACCAUGUUCAUGGGAGCCAUAUGUUCCCUGGCAGCAGAGGACCUGGAAAGCACUUCAUAGGUGGCUCUAUACAAGUGGCUAUUGAGAAAUAAAUAAAAGCCCACCCCUAAUUUAAUUCAUUUUUGUUAGGAAAGGAAUGACACAUUGCACACACAAACUGAACACUCAUUGGGUAAUUUUUCUAAAGCACAAACUCACUUGCUUUCAUCUAACAAGGGAGAUCUUGUCUCAGGAGAAUAGUACCUUUCAGGAUAAACAAGACAAUAAAAUAUUAAAAGCAUAUGAUCUGCAAGAAAUUUAGGGCUGCAGAAACAUAAUAUAGUUCGUGUCAGAGAAAAGUGUUUUGCUUUCAGUGUAAAUUUGGCAUUUACUUUUGUAUAUAUUGUACAGUAUAUACAUAUUAAAUGUAUUCAAAAUUAUGAGUUCAUGAAAAUAGGAAACAUUAUUAAAAAUGAAUGGCAUUCCAUUUCACCCUGUCUAUUCCAAAUAAAAUAUUAGCUUUGUACUGUCAUAUAUUAUAUAUCUCUAACCUGGACUGCACUAGAGUAAGGAAACUACAAAAUGCUCAGGAGGUUUAUUAUACCAUGUAUACCUCUGCUUUUGUUUUAUAAAUGCCUGUACUGAGGUACAUGUAGGUGUCAUUUAAAGAUCAGACCACAGGGCUGUUCCUCAUUUAGGGAAUAGUGGCGAGAAACUAGCGACCAGCGCGUUUUGUGUCAUGGCGCUACUUUGUAAAAUUACUGUGAUUUUUAAAUGACCCAAAACUCUAUGCUAAAUGCUAUUGUUUUCUUGUUUGUUUGUUUUCUAAAUGCUGUAAAGAAAUUGAAACAAAAACAGAACUUAAUUAUUUUAUGUUAAUGUGUAAUUAUGUAAAAAGUUAUAACUGUACAAGUCAUGAUUGUUUUCUGUAAUAUGCAAGUUUACUUUGUAACUAGCUUUAAUUUAUCUUUUUUUUUCUUAGUAAUCUGCUGUAAAGACCAUUUUCUCUUAAUAAAUGCCAUCCUUUAUCUAGA
Messenger RNA from Pseudophryne corroboree (corroboree frog), 14129 nucleotides. RefSeq names its product A-kinase anchoring protein 13 (gene AKAP13). The record is from RefSeq and is a predicted model, not a curated record. Gene Ontology annotation, cellular component: actin cytoskeleton; membrane. Lineage: Eukaryota; Metazoa; Chordata; Amphibia; Anura; Myobatrachidae. Bases 422 to 8368 code for a protein of 2648 amino acids. Gene Ontology annotation, biological process: adrenergic receptor signaling pathway; positive regulation of canonical NF-kappaB signal transduction; regulation of Rho protein signal transduction. The transcript has 40 exons. Gene Ontology annotation, molecular function: MAP kinase scaffold activity; guanyl-nucleotide exchange factor activity.